Molecule: messenger RNA, 4228 nt
Organism: Cryptotermes secundus
Lineage: Eukaryota; Metazoa; Arthropoda; Insecta; Blattodea; Kalotermitidae
Gene: FIG4
Product: polyphosphoinositide phosphatase
Exons: 16
Coding region: 1133-4093 (986 amino acids)
Biological process (GO): phosphatidylinositol dephosphorylation
Cellular component (GO): intracellular membrane-bounded organelle
Molecular function (GO): phosphatidylinositol-3,5-bisphosphate 5-phosphatase activity
Source: RefSeq, a predicted model, not a curated record
CCAGAUCAAUCCAAUCCAUGCUGUCCCAACCUAUCUCUCUAAGAUCCAUUUUAAUAAUGUUCACCCACCUACGCCUAAUAUAUAUACUUUAGGAUAGUCAAUUAAGGGCGUAACGAGAUCAUGUGAAUGAAGAACGACAGUGCAUCAGUAAGCAUGUCAUUGAAAUAUUUAUGAAACCUAUUUUAAUAAUAUUGAAAUAAAUAGCUAGGUAAUGCAAAAUCAUCCAUCCACCGCUGGGUAGAGAAUGGGGCGGGGCUGGAGGUAUACCUCCAGUGGAAUGGUAGUAAACUUUCUUAGCGACUAAGCCCUUGCCAGUGGUUGCAUGACGUGUUCCGCUACGUUACCCACCACUAGUGUCGUAUAGGUCGUAUAUGUACAGUACUGUGAUCACUGUGGUACUGUACAUGUGGUUAAGUUUCUGUGGCAAAGCGAUAUCUUUCAUGAAAAAUUAGAAUGAUUUUAUACCAGGUUCAAGUUAUUUCCGGUCCCGGGUUACAGAUGUCGAUAGUGCAUGAUUAGUAUACUGUAUCUCUGCUUUGAACACAAAGUUGAUUAAACUGCAUAUCUGUGCUUAGUACAGUUAAAGUUAUCACUGUGCUUGUUUACUUAAGCACGACGGCAUGAAGACGUGUGGGUGAGUGGAGGUGUAGCUCCAGAACUCUUGACUCGACACUAAAUGGAGAUGACUAGCCAGCUUCACGUUCCGGCCGCGUUAACCCGGGGAAAGAGUGCCCGGUGCCCAUUAUAUAUGAGACAAAGUGGGCCCCAGAGCCUGUCUGAACGCUGUGGAGUAAAGAAAAAUGUCUUGCACUUGCCAAGAAUCGAACCAUGACUAUCCAGCCCAUGGCCCGGCGUUUUACCGACUGAGCUAUCCAGGCUGCACAAGUAAUCCGUGAUAUUUUACUGUUUACUUCCUACAAGCAUGUUGGAUCUGUUGGUGUUGGUGGGCGUUAGUUGUGUGCAAUGAGGGCAAUGAGUACGGAUGAGUACCGGUUUGUAUGGUUGUGUGGUUAAUGUCGACGAACGAGGUAUUAUUAUAUUUAUUAGAAACGUGGUGAACGGAUGUGUGUGAUGCGGAGCAUGCGAAGGAAGCUUGUACAAACGUGAAUCCCACAUUUAUUACUGGUAUACAAUGGAAGAAGCAAAAGUGGUGUUUCAUCCAAUAAUAAGUUCCAUCCAGAAGAUAGCAUUAUAUGAAACGAAAGCUAGAUUUUACCUAAUAGGAUCCAACAACACCCAAACAAGAUUCCGAGUUCUCAAAAUUGAUCGAAUGGAACCACAUGAGUUGUCAGUCAUAGAUGAUAAAGUGGAGUACACGCAAGAGGAAAUUCGAGAUCUUGUGACCAUGAUUGAUGUGGGAAAUCGUACUCGUGCAGGUCAACGAUCAGCUACUGGUGGGGUGGCCAAAGUGGUGUCAGCAUUUGGGAUUGUUGGGGGUAAGAAAACAAGCAAUGAUGAAGGAACAGUGGAAGAUACAGAUACAGCCUCUCGGAACAAACCUUUUUGGCAUUCGAUUUGGAAACGCAACACUUUCCCCCGACUAGUGCCAGCAUUUGGCUUGCUUGGAUUUGUGAAGUUUCUGGAGGGUUACUACAUAAUCCUCAUAACAAAGAGGCGGCGUGUCGCAUUCGUUGGGUAUCACACUAUCUACAAAAUUGAAGACACUAGCAUGAUCUACAUUCCAAACGAUGGCAUUCGUGUUAGCCACCCAGAUGAACAACGUUAUGUCAAGAUGUUCCAAAGCAUUGAUCUAUCCAGCAAUUUCUACUUCAGUUAUAGCUAUGAUAUCACACACACCUUGCAGAACAACAUGUCCCCACCCCGAAACAUCAUUCCAACAUCCAGUCAUGGAAACAAUGCAGCUAAAACUGGAGCUGUUCCUGAAAGCAAGACAUCAGAUGGAGGAGAAAGUAAUCCAGUGCAAGUGGCAGAUGACUUUACAUUUUGGAACUUUCUGCCAGAUCACCAAGAGAAAAGGCCUGAUGUUAAUGAUGUUAAUCACAGCAAGAACAAAACAGUAGAUUAUGGGGUCCGCAAUAAGCCUCACAGGCGAUUUGUGUGGAAUUCCCAUCUUCUGGAGAAAAUAGAAGGAACUCUCCAUCCUGAUUGGAUACUUUAUGUGACACAUGGCUUUGUUGGCCAGUCUAACAUAUGUAUAUAUGGCCGCUCUAUGUAUGUGACCAUAAUAGCUCGCCGUUCAAACAGAUAUGCUGGCACAAGAUUUCUCAAACGGGGCGCUAACUUUGAGGGUGAUGUAGCCAAUGAAGUGGAAACAGAGCAGAUGGUUCAUGAUUCAUGUGUGUCAUCCCUCUCUUCUGGACGCUUCAGUUCCUUCGUUCAGUUACGAGGCUCAGUUCCAUCACAUUGGAGCCAAGAUAUCAGCAAAAUGGUGCCCAAGCCUGCCAUAAGUUUUGACCUGAGUGAUCCUUUCUGUGAGACUGCUGGUGAGCACUUCAACCAGCUGUUACAUCGUUAUGGCUCGCCAAUCAUCAUUCUGAAUCUGGUUAAGAAACGUGAGAAGAAGAAGCACGAGAGCAUGCUGAGUGAGGAGUUCAGCACUGCAGUCAAGUACCUUAACCAGUUCCUGCCACCCAACCAUCACAUACAGUACAUAAGCUUUGACAUGGCACGCAUGAACAAGGGAAAGGAAGCAAAUGUAAUGGGACGUCUUGCUCAGAUAGCUUACAGUGCUGUCUGUAAGACAGGAAUAUUUCAAAACCAAAAGCCGUACCACUCACAGAAUCCACAGUCCAUCUUGGGGAAACCUCUCAACGGACAGCAUGGUAUAGAAAGUCGCAUCCAGACUGGAGUGAUUCGUGUGAAUUGUGUGGACUGUCUUGACAGAACCAACACUGCACAGUUUGCGAUUGGGAAAUGUACGCUGGGUUUCCAGUUGUGUGCCUUGGGAGUAUUGGAGUCGCCUGUAUUGGAGUUCGAUUCUGACUGUGUAAGGAUGCUUGAGGAACUGUACGAGGAUCAUGGAGACACAUUGGCCCUGCAGUAUGGGGGCUCCCAGUUGGUCCACCGCAUAAAAACUUACAGAAAAACGGCUCCUUGGACUUCGCAGGGCAAUGACAUAAUGCAAACGCUCAGUCGUUACUACAGCAACACAUUCUCAGAUGCAGAGAAGCAGCACACGAUAAACCUGUUCUUGGGACUGUUUGUUCCCAAUGAGAAUAAGCCUCCCAUCUGGGACCUGAUGACAGACUACUGUCUCCAUCAUCCACAAGCACUUGGGCAGAAGAAGAUGAGAAGAGCUCCUCGGAGUCAGUGGUGGAAUACUGAGGUACUACAGUGCUUGCCUCAAGCCUAUGAUGAAAUUUUCAAGAGCUGCAGUGAGAUUAUGCAAGUGAACAGAUGUGAGGAAUUGGUGGAUGGUUACUUUGACUACCAUCGCCCAUAUGAGUUCAGUCUGCUAAGCGAGAUGUUUGCGUACAAGAUCAGUCACUCAGUCAGAGACUUCAUGCCUCACUUUACAACCAACUUCAGUCCAUUUACAGUGCGUAUACGCCCAGGUCGACGGAGAGAAGAGACUUCUUCCAAGGGUGGAACUAUGAAGAACCCAUCCCUUACAGGACAAAGCUCUACCAGCUCAACAACUUCCAGUGCCAGUAGGUUGAGUGUUGAUUACAGUUCCAGCUCAGAGAGUGAAGACACUGAUGAAGAAGACAAUGGUCACAUUACUGAUUCACAACUUACACCCUCAAAGGAUAGCUCCUCCAGAAACAUCACAUUUGAGGCUCUGUUCCCUUCUAUGAGACAGGUUUAUGGCAUGGAGAUUGAGCACCCAAAGAAGUCGGACAUACUCAUGUACAAAAGAUAUGUUCUAAUUGGACGCUCUGCAAUGAAGAAUGAUAAAGGGAGUGGUAUUCCAAACACAGUGAAGUUGAUUCAGUGGAGUGCAUUCUCACUGGACACUUCAUUCCAAAUGAUGCCACCCAAAGUGAACAGAACAUCACAAGAAAUCUAUCAUCAGUAUGUUGAGAGAGGCAGAUUAGGGGCUUCUGAGCCAAACCCAACUGAUAUGUUGAAGUAUCAAAGAUAUGUCAGCAACAGCAUCAUGCAGCAUGAUGACUGGGAUGACUCACUUUGAAUGCUGGAAAGUGGCCUCAUAUGGAGUACAGAGAAUAACUUCUGAUGUUAUAAAAGAUGUAUUUAUGUAAUAAAUUAUGUUAUUAACUAAUUAACUUGCCAGAAUUAAAUAAUUCCGUGGAGGAAUCCUUUUUGA